CUAGAUAGCACUGCCUGUCUAAACACCAGUUAACCACAACCGACUCGACCUAAAGGUUUGGAGGGGGUUUGCUUGAUGGGGUCCAAGCAGGCGACAAAGUGAUGGUCUAAGGACUGGCAGUCACAGAGGUGCUUGCGCGUGGAAUGUUGCGCUGGUCGGUGCACCUAGAAGGAGGGCCGCGGAGAGUCAACCAUGCUGCUGUGGCCGUGGGGCACAAGGUUUACUCUUUUGGAGGCUACUGCUCUGGGGAAGACUACGAGACGCUCCGUCAGAUUGACGUGCAUGUAUUCAACACAGUGUCUUUGCGCUGGAUGAAGCUGCCUCCAGUGAGGACGGGAGGACAUGAGCGUGCCUGUGAAGUGCCGUAUAUGCGUUAUGGCCACACAGCUGUGCUGCUGGAUGAUAUUAUCUACCUCUGGGGUGGGCGUAACGACACAGAGGGGGCCUGCAAUGUGCUUUAUGCCUUUGAUGUCAACACCCACAGAUGGUUCACACCCAAGAUUUCGGGGACUGUUCCAGGGGCGAGGGAUGGCCACUCAGCCUGCGUCUUGGGGAAAGCAAUGUAUAUAUUUGGAGGAUAUGAACAGCUGGCUGACUGCUUCUCCAAUGACAUCCACAAGCUGGACACCACCACCAUGGUUUGGUCAUUAAUUAAUGCCAGAGGCACUCCGGCGCGCUGGAGAGACUUCCACUCAGCCACCAUCAUCGGGACAAAGAUGUUCGUGUUUGGAGGGCGAGCCGACCGCUUCGGCCCCUUCCACUCUAACAACGAGAUCUAUUGCAACAAGAUCAAAGUGUUCGACACAGAGACAAACUGCUGGCUGAGUACACCUUCGACACAACCGUUGCCAGAGGGACGCAGGAGUCAUUCAGCCUUUUCCUACAAUGGAGAGCUGUACAUAUUUGGAGGAUACAAUGCCCGCCUGGACCGGCACUUCAACGACCUCUGGAAAUUCAAUCCAGAAGCCUUUUCGUGGAAUAAGGUAGAACCGAAGGGGAAAGGCCCAUGCCCGCGGAGACGGCAGUGCUGUUGUAUGGUUGGAGAUCGAAUCAUCCUCUUUGGAGGAACGAGUCCCUGUCCAGAGCAAGGAAUGGGAGAUGAAUUUAACCUCAUGGAUCAUUCAGACCUGUAUAUCUUAGACUUCAGCCCUAAUUUGAAGACGUUAUGCAAAAUAGCUGUUAUUCAGUACAGUCUGGAGCAGUCAGGACUCCCACAUGAUAUCAGGUGGGAAUUGGCAGCCAUGACCACCAACAGCAACAUCAGCAGGCCCAUCUUCUCCUCCCAUGGCUGAUGCUGCUGAAUGUGAAGCAGAACACAGCUGUUUCAGGACACUGGGCUUUUAUCUUUCUAAUCAACUGAGCUCUGAGGGACUGUUUUGUAGAGUUUGGAUCUGUAUUGGAUUUAUUUUCCACUUUCUUCAAGUGAAAACUCAUUACUGACCAAAAUAUCCUGCCUGUGACUUCCUCAGACACCAUGAGCUCUCUCAAGUCCGUGGAUAUUUUAACCCUUGAAGACAGUGGUUAUGUGCGACAGAAAUCAUUGACACCUGUUCACCCUUUUCUCUUCUUACUAGCCUCUCUAGAAAUCCAAUCAGCCUAUGAUAAUCAUAGACUUCAAACCUUAAGCACAGGAAGAGACGAGAACUUCAGCCAAAGGUCUUGAGAGCCAAUCUCUCUGGUGAGGAUUUCAUCCUGAUGUCACACUCAACAGAUCUCCCUGAAGAAACAAACGUGAACCGUCUGUUCUGUAGAAAUAAAGAACCCCCUUUCACACAGCCUGUUCAAGGCGGGAACUUUGCGCCUUUAUUCUGCCUCGCCGUUAUGUAUAGAAGGUAUGAACACAGAAUGGAGGGGGCAUUGUUGUUCCGCUUUUAAGCCGGCAGCAUCCGUGGAAAGUGGAGAGCCGGUGUGGCGGGACAGACGCCGAUGCCAUUAACUUACAUGUCACUUCUCUGAUUCAGAAGCGCUGGCAUGUUAUCUGAAAUCACACACUAGGGCGGCAUUAUGUCGACUUUGUUUGGUUCAGUGUAAACAAACAAAGGCAACAUAAUGAGGUGUGUUCUUAACUGCAGUGCAACAGGAUCUCUGUGUAAAAGGGGCGAGAGACUGGGGUGGUCAUGAGUUUGUAAAUCUUGCAAUUUUAACUUGGUCCGGAAACCAUGUAAAACUACCAUGUCCAUUUGCGGCAAAUGAAGUUAUUGUACACAGUAUACAGAGAAGGCUAACUUAACUGUCUUGGUGUUAAAUGAGACGGAACAUUUGCUACCACAAUGUUGGGGUAUAACUCUUGUGAAAGGUUCUGUUUGACCAGUUUUCAAUGCUUAGCUUUUCCCCCUACUUCAUCAUAACUCGGCUGGCACCCCACUGCUCUUAAAGUGUCUCAAAGGUGACUUGCAGGGCGGCUGAGGCAAACUCUCUGCCUUGUAAAAUAAUCGAGUCCAUCUACCUCCCUCAGUAGCAUUGAGUCUUUAAUGAGACUUCCCACACAUGAGACAUCGACCCCCCCCC
Molecule: messenger RNA, 2508 nt
Organism: Seriola dumerili (greater amberjack)
Lineage: Eukaryota; Metazoa; Chordata; Actinopteri; Carangiformes; Carangidae
Gene: klhdc3
Product: kelch domain containing 3
Exons: 11
Coding region: 144-1292 (382 amino acids)
Cellular component (GO): cytoplasm
Molecular function (GO): protein binding; chromatin binding
Source: RefSeq, a predicted model, not a curated record